This is a messenger RNA of Prosopis cineraria, 3422 nucleotides long. Its product is annotated as U-box domain-containing protein 52-like. The record is from RefSeq and is a predicted model, not a curated record. Gene Ontology annotation, biological process: proteolysis; protein phosphorylation; protein ubiquitination. NCBI's taxonomy places the organism in Eukaryota, Viridiplantae, Streptophyta, Magnoliopsida, Fabales, Fabaceae. Gene Ontology annotation, molecular function: ubiquitin-protein transferase activity; ATP binding; protein kinase activity.
AUGGCCGCUGGAUUGGUGGUUCAGGCUGCAAGCCUCUUCAGGUACGCUGCUGAGACGGCAUGUGUGAUGGCCACGCGCGCCAAAUUCACUGCCUGUAAGGUUUGCUGGGCAGGAGGCUGUUUCAGUUCUGAUAUAUUGGCGGCCAUCGAGAGGGCCAUCUCAGACAACGUCAAUGUCCUUUCCUUAUCGCUUGGAGGUGGGAUGACGGAUUAUUAUAGAGAUAGUGUGGCGAUCGAAUCUUUCGCUGCAAUGGAGAAAGGGAUUUUAUUUGUUUCAAUUUCUCUGAAGCUGAUAAUUUCAAAUCCCAGAAAGCCCAGUAAGAAGAUAGAGACAUUUCCCUAUAAUAACCCAUAUGGGCAUUACCUACAAGCAACCUUGAGUUCAAGCUUCAAGUUGCUCCUUCUUCCUCCUCCUCCGUCGGAAUCCAUCCCAAACUCUUCUGAGAUUUUGAAUAUUUUUCUAUGGUUUCGUAGAAGGAGAAUGGUUGGUGGGAUUGGGAAUGUCUUGUGUCCGAUAAGGCAGAAGAAAAAAAGUAAAUUACGGCAUGCACCAUCUUCAGUUGUUGCUGUAGCUAUCAAUGGUAGCAAGAAAAGCAAAAGUAUAUUACAGUGGGCACUUAAGAUUGUGCCUGAAGGGAGGAUCAUAUUUAAGCUGAUACAUGUCCAUGCCAGUAUAAAAGGAGUUCCAACACCAAUGGGAAAUUUCAUCCCUAUUUCACAAGUGCGUCCUGAUGUAGCAAAUGCCUUCAAAAAGGAAGUGGAGUGGCAGAAAAGUCAAAUGCUUCUACCCUAUAAAACAAUGUGUGAUCAGAGAAAGGUGCAUGUAGAUAUGGUGAUGAUCGAAUCUGAUGAUGUUGCAGCUGCAAUAGAAGAAGAAAUUGCCAAGGGUGCUGUGACCAAACUUGUUAUUGGGGCAUCAUCUCGUAGCUUAUUUUCUAGCAAGCUUAAGGGUAUUGCUGCAAAAAUAUCAGUUUGUACUCCAAUUUGUACAGUUUAUGCUAUUUCCAAUGGAGAAUUGUCUUCUGUACGGCCGUCAGAUGUACAGAUUGAUGAGAGCUUAGUAGAUGACAGUAGUGGAACCAAUGAUUCCUCCAGUUCAUCAAACUACACUUCCACCUCUCCGACAGCAUAUGCUGUAGCUUAUACACCUAUGUUAUAUUAUGUGGUUGUGGUAGUCAUAGGAAUUCAUGUUGAGUGUUCAUGUAUGUGCUAUGCUAGCAUCCUUGGUUUUGAUUGCUUGCUUACAUUUUCUUUGGAAAUCUUAGUUGUGAAUUGCAUGAUGAAGCAUCGCCUUCUGUUUUACCUUGCGACUCUGCUACAGUUGCUUUCAUAUGGUCCUUUAAAUUCCACUUUAACGGAGCAGCAAUUUCAAGCUCUUUCCUCUCUUAAUCAGACCGUCCUAAGUGCAAAUCCUAGUUUUAUUGAAUCUAACCAUUCUAGAUGCCAGUCCCUAGAUAUUGGAACAGAGGAUAAUAUUACAAGUUUGUCUGCUAGAAAUUCUAGUAUUGGUUAUGGUCUCUGUCGGGCGUCUACUUGCAAAAGCUUUAAAUCAGAAACAGAAUCUUGGCUUCAUGUUGAAAAUUCUACCAUCGACGUGCCACAAGAAACUGAAUCUCCUUCACCUGCUUGGCAGGAAAAUAUUAGUCUUGAGCUGGAAAAGUUAAGGAUUGAACUAAGACAUGCCCAAGGAAUGCAUGCAAUAGCUCAAAGUGAGAACAUUGAUGCAUCACGGAAGCUGAAUGAUUUAAAUAAGAGACGAUCAGGGGAAUUAAUGAGAUUCAACGAGAUUAUUGCCAAAGAAGAGAUGGUAAAAGAAUCGUUAAGGAAAGAGAGAGAGAAGUAUGAAGCUGCAAAAAGAGAAGCUGAUUAUUUGAAAGAAUGCACUGAAAGAGAAGCUGCAGAACGAAGAGAAAUGGAAAUGAAAGCUGUCCGUGCUGCACGAGAGAAAGAGAAACUGGAGUCUGCUCUUACUGGUUCGGCGCCUCAGUACCUUAAGUUUACAUGGGACGAGAUAGUGUCUGCCACCUCAUCCUUCUCUGAAGAUCUGAUAAUCGGUAUGGGAGCAUAUGGUAGAGUGUACAAGUGUAAUUUGCAUCAUACUGUUGUAGCUGUUAAAGUACUCCACUCUAAAGGGAGCCACAACAGCAAGCAAUUCCAACAGGAGCUAGAGAUCUUGUCCAGAAUUCGUCAUCCUAAUCUGCUGCUCCUUCUUGGUGCAUGUCCUGAUAAUGGAUGCCUUGUAUAUGAAUAUAUGGAGAAUGGUAGCUUGGAGGACCGGUUAUUCCGGAAAAAUGGCUCUGCCCCGAUUCCUUGGUAUGAGCGGUAUCGGAUUGCAUGGGAAGUAGCCGCAGCCCUUGCCUUUCUUCACAGCUCGAAGCCAACACCCAUCAUCCACCGUGAUUUAAAACCAGCAAACAUUUUGCUUGACAGUAACUUAGUGAGCAAGAUUGGUGAUAUUGGUCUUUCUACAGUUCUCAAUUCAGAUGUCUCCUCUACCAUGUACAAGGAGACAGAGCCUGUUGGGACCCUCUGCUACAUCGAUCCUGAGUAUCAAAGGACCGGGUUGAUAUCUCCAAAAUCCGAUGUGUAUGCUUUUGGAAUGGUGAUCUUACAAUUAUUGACAGCAAAACCAGCUAUAGCACUCACUCAUGCGGUAGAAACAGCAGUUGAUGAUGGUAAGCUCGCAGACAUAUUGGACCCUGAGGCAGGGAAUUGGCCACUUCAGGAGACAAUGGACUUAGCCCGAUUGGGCCUUAGCUGUACUGAACUCCGUCGCAGAGACCGACCAAAUUUAGAUCAUGUGAUUCCUGCACUAGAACGAUUGAAAGAAGUUGCUGACAGAGCCCAAAGUUCCAGUCUUGGUGUUAAAUCAAAACCUCCUGCUCAUUUUAUUUGCCCAAUACUUCAGGAUGUGAUGGAUGAUCCUUGUGUUGCUGCGGAUGGAUAUACAUAUGAUCGCAAAGCGAUCGAAACAUGGCUUCAAGAGAACGACAAAUCACCAAUGACUAAUGUGGAAAUUCCUCAUAAGAAUCUAAUCCCUAAUUACACACUUCUAUCAGCAAUCAUGGAGUGGAAGUCUGGAGGAAAAUGAUAUCAACUUCAGCCAUUGUCAAUGCUGGUUUUGACAUUAAUUUCUACUGUGCUAUAUGAUAUUGUGUAAUAAAAUUUUAUGUAGUGCGAUUUUGAUCUGGCUGUUUUGUUAGCUUAGUGAGGUCUACUCUGAAGUGUAAAUAAAUUUGUUUUGUUAGUAGAUGUACUUGGUUCUUGGUCAAAAUUUUGAGAGACAAUCUAUGUAGCACAGACUGAAAGAUAGUGUAGGUGCAUCACUUUCUAAUUUCCACUUGCUUUUAAUCUAUAAAUACAGAGAGGUAAUGUAAUUAUCUUAAAUUUUAAAUUACAUAAAUUUUUUAAUUUUUCUCUUAA